Molecule: messenger RNA, 2647 nt
Organism: Humulus lupulus (European hop)
Lineage: Eukaryota; Viridiplantae; Streptophyta; Magnoliopsida; Rosales; Cannabaceae
Product: mechanosensitive ion channel protein 10-like
Exons: 6
Coding region: 173-2458 (761 amino acids)
Biological process (GO): monoatomic anion transport; transmembrane transport; detection of mechanical stimulus
Cellular component (GO): plasma membrane
Molecular function (GO): mechanosensitive monoatomic ion channel activity
Source: RefSeq, a predicted model, not a curated record
CAACUCCAUUUUUUUUUAUUUGUCGAUCUCCUUUUUUAUAACUAACUGAUCUGAUUAAUUAGACUACUACCACUAUACUAGCUCAAUAAUUUAUAUAUAUAUAUAUAUAUGAUCUUUCAUCUUCUUCUUAUUCUUCGUGUUCUUGGUUGAGUUCACAUUCAGUAGGGUUUUGAUGGAAGUGAAGGAAAAAGUUUCAUCAAACGGCGGCGAUAUAACCCCGCCGGAGAAGAAACCAGCCAGCAAUGGAGAUCAGUUCGUGGUUGAUAUUCGAAACGUAGAAGCCAAAGAGCCAAAAGGGUCUUCUUCAAAAUUCUCAGAAUCGCCAAAGAAAGCUUCCAUGGAGUCUGUGACCCCCAUAUCCAAACCUCCCCAUGUGAGUUGUCCUUCGCCGGAGAUUUCGAGGUUCAGUCCAAGCCCCAACAAACCUCCGAGAUCACCAGCUCCAAACGAGACUCUUACUCGCCGGAAAACCCUUAACAGGUCAGUGUUUUCCAGACCCAAGUCCAGAUUUGGUGAGACCUCAGCUCCCAUUGAUACCGCCAUGGUCGAAGAGCACGCUUCCACACUUGGAUCCCCUUUCCGGAACUCAUUCAGCCGGGCUUCGCCGAACAACAUAUCGACAGCUCGAACCAUCUCGAUGGCUCAGAAGUCUGCGGGGGCUUCACCGGGGCGUGAUGACUUCGAGGAGAUUUAUAAAAAGGUUGAGUUGAACAAAGAGAAGCGUAAGAAAGUGAAGACCAAAGUCUUGGUCGAGUGGGUUUUGUUUGUGGUCUUAGUUAGUUGCUUGGUUUCUAGCUUGACUGUCAAGAAAUUAGAGAAGACAAUCAUUUGGGGUUUGGAGUUAUGGAGGUGGUUUGUUCUGUUUAUGGUGAUCUUCUGUGGUUUGUUAAUGACCAAUUGGUUUAUGCAUCUAGUAGUUUUCUUUAUUGAGAGAAACUUUUUGCUUAGAAAGAAAGUUCUUUACUUUGUUCAUGGGCUAAAGAAGAGUGUUCAAGUCUUUAUUUGGUUGUGUUUUAUUCUUCUAACUUGGGUACUUGUCUUUAACCAUGGUGUUCCAAGGUCUAAAACCGCUACCAAGGUUCUAGAGUACAUAACUUGGACUCUUGUAACUUUUCUCAUUGGGGCAUUUUUAUGGUUGUUAAAGACUUUAUUGCUAAAGAUCUUAGCUUCGAGUUUUCAUGUCAACACAUUCUUUGAUAGGAUUCAAGAAUCGAUUUUUCAUCAGUAUGUUCUGCAAACCCUUUCAGGGCCUCCACUCAUAGAGGAGGCUGAGAGAGUUGGUAGGUCACCAAGCAUGGGCCAGUUGAGUUUCACAAGUACAAAAAAGGGAAAGAAGAAAGAAAAGACUCAAGUUAUUGAUAUGGCUCAGCUUCAUAAGAUGAAGCAAGAGAAGGUUUCAGCUUGGACUAUGAAGGUUUUGAUUGAUGCUGUUUCGAGCUCGGGGCUUUCGACAAUCUCUAAUCAGUUGGAUGAGAUGGAAAAUGUGGCUGCAGAGCAGAAUAAGGAGAUUACUAGUGAGAUGGAGGCUACUGCUGCUGCUUAUCACAUUUUCAGGAAUGUUGCUCAGCCUGGCUGCAAGUACAUUGAUGAGGAUGAUCUUAUGAGGUUCAUGAUUAAGGAAGAAGUGGACCUUGUUCUCCCUCUGAUUGAGACAGAGAUUGGUCGAAUCGACCGAAAAGCUCUCACUGAUUGGGUGGUGAAGGUCUUCAAUGGCAGAAAAGCAUUAGGACAUGCUCUAAGUGACACUAAAACAGCAGUUAGUCAACUGAACAAACUAGUGACCGUUAUUCUCGUUGUAGUGACCAUUGUUAUAUGGCUUCUGCUGAUGGAAAUCGCUACCACAAAAGUACUCGUCUUUCUCUCAUCUCAGCUUGUGGUUGCAGCUUUUGUGUUCGGCAACACCUGCAAGACCAUAUUCGAAGCCAUUGUGUUUGUGUUCAUAAUGCAUCCUUUCGACGUUGGGGAUCGCUGUGUCAUUGAUGGCGUUCCGCUGCUAGUUGAAGAAAUGAACAUCUUAACAACUGUGUUCUUGAAACUCAACAAUGAAAAGGUAUACUAUCCAAACUCAGUUUUGUCCACCAAACCCAUCAGCAACUACUACAGAAGUUCAGAUAUGGGUGAUUCUGUGGAGUUCUCAAUUGAUUUCUUGACACCAGUGGAGAAGAUAGGACAACUCAAAGAAAAAUUCAAGAAGUACAUAGAAAAGAACCCAUUACACUGGCAUCCCACACACAGUGUGGUGGUGAUUGCCAUUGAAAAUGUGAACAAGUUAAAGAUGGCUCUUUAUGUUAAUCACACCAUAACUUUUCAAGAAUUCGGCGAGAAGAAUCGACGGCGAACCGAGCUGGUUAUGGAGGUUAAAAGGGUUUUUGAAGAGCUGGGUAUAAAAUACUAUCUUCUACCUCAAACAAUUCAUGUCAAUCCCAUUGGUUUAGACUCAGCUUUUGUUCAAAAGUGAUUUGUUUUGUAAAAUGGUUCAAGUUGGAAGCUUCUUGUUAUUUAUCCUUUUUUCUUUUAUUUUAGAGAUAUAAAUAGUUAGGGAUUGUAUCAUCAACAUUGAAAUUAUUAUUAUUAUUAUUAAUUAUUAUUAUACAUUCUUUGUAAUAUGUAAGGUAAAUUAUGGUUGUUUUUCUCCAAGAUUUCAAUU